Molecule: messenger RNA, 2268 nt
Organism: Bipolaris zeicola 26-R-13
Lineage: Eukaryota; Fungi; Ascomycota; Dothideomycetes; Pleosporales; Pleosporaceae
Exons: 4
Coding region: 1-2268 (755 amino acids)
Biological process (GO): ribosomal large subunit export from nucleus; ribosomal large subunit biogenesis
Cellular component (GO): nucleolus
Source: RefSeq, a predicted model, not a curated record
AUGAAGCGCAAAGUCGGCGCUUUGGAAAAGCUCGAGUCUGACCAUGCCGCGCUCAGAUUCAAGCUGAAGAGGGACCCCCAAUCUUAUAGGGACGACUUUGAGCAACAGUAUCAACAGUACCGGACGUUGCUUGAUUUGUUCCUUGCGGAUCCUUCAACUACAGAUGGAGGUCUGGUUGCACUGAAAGAUCUCAUAGAAUUUGUAUCGCACACGGCGAAUCUAUACCCUGAUCUGACUCUCCCUGAAUUUCCCCGAAGUCUUAUAGAUCUGUUGUCCGCACACCAUGAAGUCCUUGAGAUGGAUCUGCGCGACAAGGUCGUGGGUGCCAUCUGCUUGCUUAAAAACAAGGAAGUGAUUGACUCGGUCACCCUCCUCAACACACUAUUUCCCAUCCUCAUCACAACAAAUUCAAAGUCGCUUCGAACUUUGCUCUUCCAGAAAAUAGUCUCAGAUGUCCGAUCGUCCAACGCGAAAUCCACGAACCACAAGGUCAACAAAGCGCUGCAAACAACUUUAUACAAUCUCCUCGAAGCCGACACCACUUCACCGCGCGGUUUCUUGGCUGUCAAAAUCACACGGGACUUGUGGAAGCGUCAAAUAUGGACUGACGCAAGGACAGUCGAGGUUAUGCGAUUGGCUGCGUUGAGCGACAACGAGAAGACCAUUGCGGGUGGGGUCAGGUUCUUCCUUGGUGGUGACCAAGAGAGAGAAGCAGCCGCUGAAGAGAGCGAUGAUGAUAACGACGUGGACCUGGCCAAACUGAGGCACCAAGCUGGCAUCAACAAGAAGACUAAGAAGAAGUCGCGUGAACUGAAGCAAGCAGCUGCCACCAUGAAGAAGAAAGACAAAAAGAAGAAUGCGCCACAUCCAUUGAACUUUAGCGCUUUACAUUUGCUUCAUGACCCACAGGGUUUUGCGGAAACACUCUUCUCAAAGCAUAUCCAGAAUUCCAAGAACAAGCUCGCUCUCGAGACGAAGCUUCUGGCCCUACAGCUUGUGACCAGACUUGUCGGAUUGCAUCAACUGACAGUCCUACCAUUGUAUUCGUACUUCUUAAAGCACCUCACACCCCGCCAAGCUUCAGUCACAACAUACCUUGCGUGUCUAGCACAGGCAACUCAUAGCUAUGUCCCACCAGAUGUUCUUGAGCCGCUGGUUCAAAAGAUUGCGAAUGAGUUCGUGUCGGAAGCAUCAGCUUCUGAGGUCGCUGCGGCAGGAUUGAAUGCUAUUCGUGAGAUAUGUGCACGCCAACCUCUGGCCAUGACAGACACGUUGCUACAAGACUUGGUUAUGUACCGUAAAUCAAAGGACAAGGGCACAAUGAUGGCUGCUAAAGGUCUCCUCUCACUUUACCGCGAAGUCGGUGCCGAUCUCCUCAAGAAGCGUGACCGUGGCAAGGAUGCGACAAUGGGCAUUCGUGCUGGUACAAUCAAAGAGCGACGUUAUGGUGAGGAAGCCAUUGGCGAAAUUGAAGGCAUUGAGCUCCUUGAAAAGUGGAAGGAAGAAGAGCGUAGGAAGAAGUUGGAAGCUGCUGGAUUGGAUCCUGAUGCAGACAAUGGUGAUGUUGAGCUUGACGACGAGGAUGACUGGAAGAAAUGGGAAGUGGAGAGUGACGGCGACAGCGACGACUCAGGAGGAUGGAUCAACGUCGAGAGUGAUGGAGAAGAUAUCCAAAUUAGCGACUCUGAAGACGAGAAGGAAGACAACAAAGAGCGACCAAGCAAGAAGGCGAAACUCAGCAGCGCAACGCCCACACCCGGCCCAUCAACCGACAGCAAGGAAGGAUCCAAGAGCGAAGAGCCAGAAGCAAAGUCCAUUUCCAAACUUCUCACCACGACCAUUCUCACUCCCGCCGACCUAAAACAACUCCAAGCUCUGCGCGCCUCAUCAACAAUCACCUCAUCUCUCGCCUCACACAAGCGGGCCCAACUCCUCGCCGCGCGCCACACCGACGAAGCCAUUACAGCCGAAACGAUUGAACUGGCCGCGUCGCUAGGCAAGAAGAACACCAAGGAAGAGAAGAUCGCAAUGGCCAAGCAAGACCGCGAGACGAACCACAUGUCGCAGGCGGGCAAGCGCAAGGAGAAGCGGCAUGCAGAGGGCAAGAGUACGACGAACCAGGACAAGGCGCGCAAGAAGAACUUUUUGAUGACGCUGGGCAAGGCCAAGAGCAAGAACAAGAGGAGUUUGGGUGACGUUAAGAAGACGCUUUUGGGCCAUGUGGAGAGGAAGAAGAGGGGUGGCAAGAGGGGAAAUAAGGGAAAUUAG